AACCAAUCGAAACUUACAUAGGGUUCAGAGUUGACGGGUAGAUUUUAGUAGGCGGAAGAGCAACACGUGAGAAAGUUGAUUACCCUUAAUUUGACCAGCCAAUUCGAUUUGUUUCAAUGAUGUCGGACAUGAAAUAUAUCCUUGUUACCGGAGGCGUCAUCAGCGGUGUGGGUAAAGGUGUAAUUUCGAGUUCUUUUGGUACCAUCCUGAAAUGUUGCGGUAUCGAAGUGACCUCCAUCAAGAUCGACCCCUACAUCAAUCUCGAUGCAGGCACAUUCUCCCCAUACGAGCACGGUGAGGUUUAUGUGUUGGAUGAUGGUGGUGAAGUAGAUUUGGAUUUGGGGAACUAUGAGAGGUUCCUUGAUAUUACUCUGCACAGAGACAACAACAUCACCACUGGUAAAAUUUAUAAAAUGGUCAUUGACAGAGAAAGACAUGGAGACUAUUUGGGCAAAACUGUUCAAGUUGUACCACAUAUUACGGAUGCAAUCCAAGAAUGGGUUGAGAGAGUCGCCAAAGUGCCAGUCAGUGAAACUGGUAAAACUCCAGAAGUUUGCAUAAUUGAACUUGGUGGUACCAUUGGAGAUAUUGAAAGUAUGGCUUUUGUUGAGGCUUUCAGGCAGUUUCAGUUCAGGGUGAAAAGGGAGAAUUUCUGUACAGCUCAUGUGUCUUUAGUACCACAACCACGAUCAACUGGAGAGCAGAAGACAAAACCUACACAGGCUUCGGUGCGAGAGCUGCGUGGUUUAGGAUUGUCGCCCGAUAUUAUAGUAUGCCGUUCGGAGAAAGCUAUUGAUCAGAGCGUUCGUAACAAAAUCUCAAAUUUCUGUCACGUUGCACCUGAACAGGUGAUAUGCAUUCCUGACCUUUCCUCGAUCUACAAAGUACCUAUAUUGAUGGAAUCCCACGGCAUCGUCGAGUACUUGAAUGAACGCCUUCAGCUAGGCAUCAGUCCCAUGCCAACGGCGAGGAAAUUCAUGAAGCAGUGGGUCGAUUUAUCACAGAAAAUAGAGAAUCUUCGUAACGAAGUGGUGAUAGCUAUUGUCGGUAAAUACACUCGUUUGGAAGAUUCGUACACCUCCGUUACAAAAGCCGUGCAGCAUGCAGCCAAUGCUGCCGGAUUUUCCGUGAAAAUCAAAUUCAUCGAAGCCUCCAACUUGGAGGAGGAGAUGAAACAGGAAUGUCCUGCUUCCUACCACGAGGCUUGGCAUGAUUUGGUGAAGAGCGAGGGUGUGAUCGUUCCUGGCGGUUUCGGCAAACGCGGUGUUGAGGGUAAAAUAGCUGCGGCAAAUUGGUGUCGAGUGAACAGCAAACCGUAUUUGGGAAUCUGCCUGGGUUUCCAAACGGCCGUGAUUGAAUUCGCUCGCAAUGUGCUCAAGCUGGAAGGCGCUAACACCGCGGAAUGUGAAGAGGAUUUGGAACAUCCAAUCAUAAUUGAUAUGCCGGAACAUAACACCGGUCAAAUGGGUGGUACUAUGAGGCUUGGAAAGAGAUCGACGAUAUUCAAGCCAAGCGCCAGCAGUAGUAAAAUAAUGAGGCUUUACAACAACCGGGACAUGAUUGAGGAACGGCAUAGACAUAGGUACGAAGUGAAUCCCAAGUACAUCAAAGAUUUAGACGCGGGAGGUUUGGAAUUCGUUGGCGUCGACGUCGAGGGUACACGCAUGGAGAUCUUCGAAUUAAAGAAGCAUCCGUACUUCGUGGCCACCCAGUUCCAUCCUGAGUACCUUUCCAGACCGAUGACGCCAUCUCCGCCCUUCAUGGGCCUGAUUUUGGCCGCCAAAGAUAGGCUGCAACCCUAUUUGAUACGCGGCUGCAAGUUUUCCCCGCGCCAAGACUAUGAUUAUGAUGACAGCGUAAACAUUAACGAGACUGACCUGCUUUCAAACAUUGUACCUGAUAGUGUAUCUCAAAAGGAUGAAGCAAUUGUGCAGCAAUUGUCACUAACACAGGUGCAAGAAUCAGACGGUAGUAGUGCUUACAGCAGUUCAUCCAGUAUGCUCUAAUCCAUUAUUUUGGACCAAGAUUAAGUUGUAUUUUCUUAACACUUUGUUAUUUUAACUAAAUGCCCGACGUGCUCCUGACCCAAGAAAAUAGCUCGCUACAGUUUUAUGAAAAACAGGCCGUAUAUAACAAAUCUGUCUUUAAUAGCCAAGCAAUUCUCAAAUUUUUCGUUUUUUUUUAUACGUAUAGCGAAAAAUAAGUGGGUAGUAUAUUUAGACUUAGGUAAUAUAUCUAUAAUAUUUUAUUUUUUUUAUUUUGUCGACC
Molecule: messenger RNA, 2268 nt
Organism: Nicrophorus vespilloides
Lineage: Eukaryota; Metazoa; Arthropoda; Insecta; Coleoptera; Silphidae
Product: CTP synthase-like
Exons: 8
Coding region: 117-2006 (629 amino acids)
Biological process (GO): pyrimidine nucleobase biosynthetic process; CTP biosynthetic process
Cellular component (GO): cytoophidium; cytoplasm
Molecular function (GO): identical protein binding; CTP synthase activity
Source: RefSeq, a predicted model, not a curated record